CAACGGGCGCCGGCGGCCGCGGAGCUGACGGGAGCCCCCGGCUCUUGGCUCCGGGAGCGGCGCUGUGGCGAGGGCAGCAGCGCCAGCCGCGGCCGCUCCCGUAACCAAGGCGCUGCCUUGCAAAGACACACAGACAGAGACGGGCUGACAGACACACGCAGCGCGGAGCGGCGCGGGCUUGGGGGCCGCCUUUGCAGCGCUUCUCCUCCCUGCACCAUGCUCUGCUCCAGGCAGCGCCCGCCCGCCGCUCCUUGAGAGCAGCUAGCUCCGCGCCUAGCUAAGCGGGCGACUGGCACCCGGCUCCCCCCCGCACCCGGUUACCUGAGUUAGCUCCGUCCCGGGGACUUUCGCAGCGCCUCCGCCCGCUCCCGCUGUGGCAGCCCUUGGGCGGCGGGGAAGCGAGCCGCCAGCAGCCGGAGGGACUGCAGCCGCCGCCGGGGAAGAGGAGCUCGAGCCCCCGCCUCCGGAGCUCUUCAUGGCGUCUCACCAGCAGACCAGGAUCCAAGCCUACCUGGAGAAGAAUAAGAUCGGUCCCCUCUUCGAGGAGUUGAUGACCAAACUGAUAACAGAGACACCUGACCAGCCAAUCCCAUUUCUAAUUGAUCAUCUUCAGUCCAAACAGGGGAACCGCCAUCAGCUUCAGAGAACGUUGUCUGGCUCUGCUGCCCUUUGGGCAGAGAGUGAAACAUCAGAAAAUAAAGGAACAAGAAGAGAUUUUAGAAGUUAUGAUAAGCCUUGGCAGGUAAAUGCAAAAAAGCCCAAAAAGUCGAAGAGUGACCUUGCUGUGUCCAACAUUUCUCCACCAUCACCGGAGUCCAAGUCAUUGCCAAGGUCAAUAGAGCAUCCUAAAUGGGAUUGGAAGACAAAACCGGAGAACCAUGAUUUUGAUGAACUAAAUCAUAUUCUUCAAGAGAGCAAAAAACUUGGAAAAGCCCUUGAGAAUCUGUCUCGCAGCAUUGCUGUUUCUGAUGAACUUGAGAAGGACACAACAGGAUUUAACACCCCCCUUCUCAGACCUCGUGUGAUUGGAGAAUGGGUUGGCCGUGAAGAGAAUGAUGCAGACCCUCUGGCUGCUGAGAUGCUACAGCCACCAAUACCAAGAAAUAAAAAUGAGCAGUGGGACAGUGAGGAUAGCAGCAGUCCUGGAGGAAGCUUAAAAAUGGAGCCAAAGACCAAAGGACUAAAACAUCAACAGCAGCAACAUAAGAAACUGCUGGCUGCCAUGCUUUCUCAGGACUCCUUUGAUUCUGCUCAAAGCACAGCUCCAUCUGUAACCGAAGAAGAUAUUGACAAUGAAGAUGAUGCAAUGGAACUACUGGAGGAUCUUGAUGAUCUCAGAAUGGAAGGAGUAACAAGUGUGAUGUCUUCUGGGAACAAAUUCAAUCAGACUCGAAGUGCUCAUACGGCUGAGCCUCAAGCAAAGGUCACAUUGAAUAUCUGUGCAAGAUGUGCCAGAUUGCAAGGGGAUAAUUUGGCAGAAGGGCCAGAAGAUGUCUCCAUGGUAUCUCAGGCAUCUGAGCCAGCAGUGUCAGACUCUGAUGCUCAAGUACCCGGAGUUGAAACACUUACAGAAGCUAUUGAUGAAUUUCAGAGUGCCUCUCAAGUGGCAGGAUCUUCUCAGACAGUUUGGACCUUGGACACUAUGGGUGUCAGACCUGGAGGUUCCCCAAGACAGAAACUCUUAAAAGACUCCUUAGCAGCAAAAGAACUUCAGACCAUGGAAAAACACCUAGCUGACAUUGAGAAGGACCUAGCAUUAUGGGAAGAAGCAAGGCUCUCAAGAAGCCCUGGUGUCCAGCAUCACAGUGUAGUUACGUCUGACAAUCAAAGCAAUCUUCAAGCUUCACAGGGCCAAACCCCAAGGCCUCAGGUGCCAACUCCGACAGGGAAGAACAUUCAGCUCCAAGGAAACAAAUCACCACCGCUGCCCACCAACAGCAGAACACAGGUCUCCAGUGUUGCAAACAGUAGACCGUCCACACCUGGUGCAAAAACCAACAGGCCAUCAACUCCGGGGAGCAGACCUGUGACUCCAAAUAGCUUGUUGUCACGGCCUCUUGUCCCUAGCAACCAAGGAAAUAGGGAAAGCAUCAUUAGUAUACAAAGAAGCAGAUCUUUGACAUCUAAGAGCCAAAUUGGGAGGACCCUCAGUGCUGCUUCAGGGCUCUCUGUGCAAGUGAGUGGAGACGUUGUUGGAACUGUCACUACUCAGAGAAACAGUUUAUCAGAAGUAAGAUUUUCAAUUUAAUGUCUUGGCUAUGUUUAAUAGCAUGAAUAUGAGAUUGCAUUUUAUGUUCAAAAUAACAUCGGUAUACCUAAUGUAACCUACUGUGCUGAAAAGAACUUGAAAUAUAAUGAUGAGAAAAUUAGCAAGGAAAUACUGCUCAGCUUUGAGAGGUACUGAUUAGAGAAUGUCAGUAUUAUUAGAGAAAUCAUACUGAAACACUUGUGCUCCCCAAAUUUACCAUGAGCUGUGUAGGGUUUUGCCUGUAUGAUGCAUACCAGUGUUGUUAGCCUUACAGUUUCUAAGAGGUGUGUACCUCUGGAAUAUUAAACACAACUUUAUCU
Molecule: messenger RNA, 2568 nt
Organism: Pseudopipra pipra
Lineage: Eukaryota; Metazoa; Chordata; Aves; Passeriformes; Pipridae
Gene: C1H8orf34
Product: chromosome 1 C8orf34 homolog
Exons: 12
Coding region: 476-2248 (590 amino acids)
Source: RefSeq, a predicted model, not a curated record